AUGUUGAACAGUCAUCUUAUCAGAAGUGCAAGCAAAGUCAGCCGGUUCGGUGUGACGCCCGCUGCCGUGAGAUUUAUGGCCAAAACUUCGACGAACAAACAACACCCCAUCGACCCUGCUCAUGUCAGUCCAUUUCUAUCAGAAAUGAAAGCAGUAACACCGUCCAAUAACGUGCAUCUGAGCCAGCUGUCGACCAAAGAGCUGGUCUCGUUGGGAAUAAUAGGCUGCGCAACCGUCAAUAAGCCCAUGCUAGACCUGGUGCUGAAAGUGUUCCCCUUUGUUCCCAUCUGGAUCAUGAAACUGUUGGUGUCGUCUCUGUACUGCGGAGGCGACAACUUCCAAGAAGUCAGAGAAACCGGCAAAAGACUGCAAGCAAGAGGCAUCAACAACAUGAUGCUUUCGCUCACCAUCGAGGACGCAGAGGGCACCAAAAACAUUGACAUCAACCACAUCGUGUCGGAAACCAUCUCGUCGAUUCACAAGAUUCUCAAGCCCCAUUUGCUGCAGCAGCUCGAAUCCAUCUCGGACGUGAACAGCAUCCCACCGGGCUACAUUGCUUUGAAGCCCUCGGCACUAGUUUCCAACCCAUACCAGACCUUGCUGCACUUUAACGACCCAGAAUGGAAAAUCCAGCGUAACAACCUGAUCGACAAUUGCGCUGCAAUCACCCAGGAAGUUUUCAAAUUGAAUCAAGAGUUGGCCCUAAAAUACCCACAGCGUAAGACUCCCUUCUUUGUUUCAGUCAUCGACGCCGAGAAGUACGCUUUGCAGAAAAGCGGUGUCUACGAGCUACAACGCAUCUUGUUCAAGAAAUUCAACCCACAGUCAUCCAGCAUGGUGUCCUGUGUCGGGACGUGGCAGCUAUAUUUGCAGGACUCGGGCGCAGACCUUCAAAAGGACUACCAACUAGCUGAAAGCGAGGGCUAUAAACUAGGUUUGAAAAUUGUCCGUGGUGCCUAUAUUCAUUCCGAGCCCAACCGUGCGUCAAUCAUCUUCCCAGACCAAGCCGGCACCGACAAGAAUUUCAACUCCAUCAUGUCCACUGUUAUCACCGAUCUUCUAGCCAAGGGUCAAGACUCUAUCUAUGGCCACUUGGUCGUGGCUUCCCACAACUACCAGUCGCAGAAACUUGCUACGCAAAUGUUGAGUGGGCAGGAAGAAAAGAUAGGCAAGGCGAACGUGGUCUUGGGACAAUUGUUGGGAAUGUCAGACAACGUUACUCACGAUUUGAUCGUGAACCAUAAGGCCAAAAAUCUGAUCAAGUAUGUUCCUUGGGGUCCACCAGCGGAAACCAAGGAUUACCUGCUAAGAAGACUUCAAGAAAACGGUGACGCUGUGAGAGCAGACAACGGGUUCCCACUCGUGAUUGCCGUGGCCAAAACUUUGUGGCGGUCUAUGUUUGGUAAGACAAGCCCAUCGUAA
Molecule: messenger RNA, 1422 nt
Organism: Lachancea meyersii CBS 8951
Lineage: Eukaryota; Fungi; Ascomycota; Saccharomycetes; Saccharomycetales; Saccharomycetaceae
Source: the annotation of a GenBank genome assembly